CCAGCAGCCACUUGCCAGAGCCACUAGGUUUUCUUAGUCUGCACGCUGCCGUUGAUCUCCUCCCAGUGGCAAGAAAUCAUGAACCACGUGAGCUCCCUCGGCACUGCGAUCUACCACUACUUCCCCUGUGCUCACGGCGAAGGCCUGCGCCGCCUCCAGCCAUUUCCCGCAGCCCGCUACAGCCUCCCCGCCGAUCGCUGGAGCUUCUCCUCCCCGCCGAGCGCCAUGGUAUCCUCCGAGUUGAAGGCGGCGCACGAUCAGGGUCCCUCGAAGGAGGCUAAGCUGUGGGGCGGGCGAUUCGAGGACAGCGUCACUGACGCCGUUGAGCGCUUCAGCGAGUCCGUCUCCUUCGACAAGGUUCUCUACAAGCAGGACAUAAUGGGCAGCCGAGCCCACGCUCAGAUGCUCGCGCACCAGGGUCUAAUCACUGAUAGUGAUAGAGAUAGCAUUUUACGCGGUCUUGAUGAGCUUGAAAGAAGCAUUGAAGAGGGGGAGUUCAUUUGGAGAAAGGAUAGGGAAGAUGUGCAUAUGAAUAUUGAGGCUGCACUGACAGACAUGAUUGGAGAGCCUGCAAAAAAGCUCCAUACCGCAAGAAGUCGUAACGAUCAAGUUGUCACAGAUCUUCGUUUAUGGUGUAGGAUAGCCAUAAGUAAAAUUGUGGUAGCAAUUAAAGAACUGCAGGUUGCUUUAAUCAAAUUAGGAUUGAAAAAUGAAGGAUUAAUAGUUCCUGGUUAUACUCACCUGCAGAGGGCACAACCUGUCUUACUGCAACAUCUACUGUUGUCAUAUGUUGAACAGCUUGAACGCGAUGUUAGUCGGCUAGUUGAUUGCAAGGAUCGGUUGAACUUUUGUCCCUUGGGAGCUUGUGCUCUAGCUGGUACUGGCCUGCCUAUUGACCGAUUUCUUACUUCAGAUGCUUUGGGAUUUACUGCUCCAAUGAGAAACAGCAUUGAUGCAGUAUCCGAUCGUGAUUUUGUCUUGGAGUUUUUGUCAGCCAACUCAAUACUAGCUGUUCAUCUCUCUCGGCUUGGUGAAGAAUGGGUUUUGUGGGCAUCGGAGGAGUUUGGUUUUCUAACACCGAGUGAUUCUGUAUCUACUGGAAGCAGCAUCAUGCCACAAAAGAAAAAUCCAGAUCCAAUGGAAUUAGUCCGUGGAAAAUCUGCGAGAGUUGUAGGAGAUCUUAUGAGCCUUCUAGUGUUGUGCAAAGGGCUUCCGCAAGCAUACAACCGUGAUCUACAAGAAGACAAAGAACCACUCUUUGACAGCGUUAAAACUGUACUAGGAAUGCUGGAAGUAACAACUGAAUUUGCCCACAACAUCACAUUAAAUGGUGAGAGAAUACAAAAGGCUUUACCAGCAGGGCAUCUUGAUGCUACAACCCUUGCUGAUUAUCUUGUCAAAAAGGGGAUGCCUUUCAGGACUUCUCACGAGAUAGUUGGCAAGUGUGUCGCAUUAUGUGUCACAAGAAACUGUCAGCUUUGCGAACUCCCUCUUGAUCAGCUAAAGGGAGUCAAUCCUAUCUUUGAAGAAGAUGUUUAUGAUUUUCUCGGAGUUGAGAAUUCAGUUAAGAAAUUCUCUUCCUAUGGAUCAACAGGUUCCAAAUGCGUUGCCGAACAAGUCAGUUUUUGGAUCUCAAAGCUUCAAAUUGGCCCGACCGAAACCUAGUAAACUCGCAGAGAUCAUUGUGAAAUUCGCAAACAAUAAAUACUUCACUGGAUCUUAUUCAGUGUAAUGAAUUUUGGAUGAACAAAAUCAGGUUUGUUUUCGUAGUC
Molecule: messenger RNA, 1772 nt
Organism: Zingiber officinale
Lineage: Eukaryota; Viridiplantae; Streptophyta; Magnoliopsida; Zingiberales; Zingiberaceae
Product: argininosuccinate lyase, chloroplastic-like
Exons: 7
Coding region: 79-1665 (528 amino acids)
Cellular component (GO): cytosol
Molecular function (GO): argininosuccinate lyase activity
Source: RefSeq, a predicted model, not a curated record